Molecule: messenger RNA, 4278 nt
Organism: Spirodela intermedia
Lineage: Eukaryota; Viridiplantae; Streptophyta; Magnoliopsida; Alismatales; Araceae
Source: the annotation of a GenBank genome assembly
AUGGCCCUGAAUGAUGAGGGAAAUGUUAGGAGACGCCUGAGUGAUUAUGCUAGGCCUGUUCUUCAAAGACCCGUUACUCGUAUUCAUGCACCCUUAGCUAGAAAUGCGAAUUUUAGGAUAGAUUCGCAUGUGAUGAGUAUGUUACCUAUCUUCCAUGGUAAACCUUCCGAGGAUCCUUAUAGACACUAUGUCAAGUAUGUGAGAUUAAUCAGAUUCAUAAUGUGUCGGCAGAUGUAAUGAAGAUGAAACUCUUUCCCGCCACCCUUAGAGAUAGAGCUAAGGAUUGGUUUCUUAAGUUAGGAAAGGAGUUCACUUCUUGGACCGAGAUGGAGGAGGAAUUUCUUAGGAAAUACUAUUCCGUAGGAAAGACCACCUCUGUUAGGAAGGCGAUGCGUGAGUUUACCCAAGGACCGAGUGAGACAUUUCACGAAGUUUGGGAGAGACUUAGAGACCUCACUAGAGAGUGCCCUCACCAUGGAGUGUCUAACCAUGAGCUUACAUAGAUAUUUUAUGAUGGGUUAGGCCCGCAAGAUAGAUAUCUUUUAGAUGCAGCUAGCGGCGGCACCUUCAUGAGCAAAUUUGAAGAUGAAGCAAUGGAAUUGAUUGAGACUGUGGCGGAAAAUAGCCACCACAACUCGGCAAAACCAUUCGGAAGUGGUGCAACGCCGAAAGGAGGAUUAAUCGACGCAAAGGCGGUAGAGACGGGCAUGCUCCUAGAGAAGAUCGACAAGAUGGCGGAGGUUCAGAAUCUUUUAUUAGAUCGGUUCCACAUCCGCAAUGGAUCUGAAGGACUUGCACCCGUCGCUCUACAAGAAGCGUCGCCAUGCGCCCAUUGCUCACGCCUCGACUACGUCGAGAUGGAUUGUCCGAUCAUGGCAAUUCAAGGGCAGGGCAUGUACAGACAAGGCCCACCAGGAGGGCAAAUUCAACAAGGACGACCGAACUAUCAAGGUACAUAUCCAAAUUAUUUUAAUAACCCUAUUUAUAAUCCUAUGCAGCAGCAGCAAGGAUUUAGCACCGGUCAGCAACAAAACUCGCAACAGCAACCCUACGCGAAUGCAAGACAGUCGACGUAUAUUCCACCACAGCAGUCGUACAACCAAGCUCCACGACCGACCACACCAUCUGCAGAUCCGAUUCUGGGUGCGCUCUCUCAAUUGAUGGAGCAAAUGAGCAGGAUGAACUCGCGUGUGGACGAGAUACAGGAUUUCGUCAAGACGAACAUCCCUACCUCGACUGACAACAAGAAGGGUAAGCAAGUUUCGUUUUCUGACCAAUUACCAUCGCAGGCCACUAUCAACCCGAGGAAUCAAGGGUCCUCAUCGAGUCAAACGCACAAUCUGAGUCAUGUGCAUGUUGACGAGGAGGAAGUGGAAGCUGCAUUAGCGAUAUCGAGCCUUAGGAGCGGCAAGGAUUUACCUGAUCCUUACAAGGAUCAUCCUUUACAUAAGAGCUCGAUAGAUGAUGAGACACCGACAGUCGUAGUAGAGCCAGACAGUAGUUUAGAUGAUGAGGAAGAACGGGUGCAAGUUGAGCUAAAUCCAGACACAUACAAACCACCCAUGCCAUAUCCUCAAGCAUUGAGUAAGCCUAAGGCUAAGGUUAGUGAAUCUGAUGAUCAUUUAUUAGAAACCUUCCAAAAGGUUACCAUUACCAUCCCUUUAGUAGAUGCAAUUAAGCAUAUACCUUCUUAUGCUAAAUUCCUUAAAGGCAUAUGCACACACCAUAGAAGCCCCAAGAGGAUCCAAUUGAGUGAGAAUAUUAGUUCCAUUAUGAUGAAUUCUCUUCCUAUUAAAAAGAGAGAUCCAGGAGCUCCCAUGAUUACGAGUGAGAUUGGAGGAAUGAUUUUUACUAGAUCGUUGUUAGAUACUAGAGCUAGUAUCAAUAUCCUCCCUAAAGUUGUAUAUGACCGUCAUCAUGUAGGGGAAUUGCAGCCUUUCCUUAUAGAGUUAUGUUUAGUGGAUGGAUCGGUAAGGAAGCCUCAUGGCAUAGUAGAAGAUGUGAUUGUUAGAAUAGAAGGAUGUUAUUUUUCGGUAGACUUCCUAGUUGUAGAUAUGAAGAUCACUAAGGAGCUUAGUCAAGCCCUAAUUAUCCUAGGAAGACCUUUCUUAGCUACCGCAAAAGCCGUUACAGAUUGGGGAAAAGGAGAAGUGAUUCUUAAGGUGGGAGAGUAUACGGUGAAGGUCAACAUCAACAAGUUGAUGAAGUAUCCUUCACAAGCUUUCGAAGAUUUGGGCGCCAUCGACCUAUUUGAUGAUCAAGACAUAGAGACUUGCAUCGAAGAAGUCAUGACGGUCAACGAGGGAGCUGAUUUCGAAGAGCUACCGUUGGACGAUCCGACAGGGGAGCUCAAGCCUCUUCCAUCUACACUCAAGUACGCUUUCCUUGACUCUCAGCAGGUUAAACCAGUGAUCAUUUCUUCCCAGCUCAAUGAGGAGCAAGAGAAAUGAUUACUCGACGUAUUACGAUGGAAUGAGCAAGCAAUCGGAUGGACUCUAGCAGAUUUGAGGAGAUUAGACCCUUCAUUAUGCACUCAUUGCAUAUUCUUGGAGGACGAGUCCAGACCCGUGAGGGAAGCCCAACGCCGACUUAAUCCUAAGGUAUGGGAAGCCGUUAAGGAAGAGAUUCUUAAGUGGCUUAAUGCAGAGAUUAUCUAUCCCAUAUUGGAUAGCCAGUGGGUUAGUCCCGUGCACGUGGUUCCCAAGAAGGCAGGAGUUACGGUGACCGUGAACGACAAAGGAGAAGAGAUUCAAACAUGCCUCCCAACGAAGUGGCGAGUUUGUAUCGACUACCGGAAGUUGAAUGCAGCGACGAAGAAAGAUCACUUCCCGUUGCCAUUCAUCGAUCAAAUCCUUGAUCGACUAGCAGGUCAGACUUACUUUUGUUUCUUGGAUGGUUAUUCAGGGUACAACCAGAUUGCGAUUCAUCCGGACGAUCAAGAAAAGACGACGUUCACAUGUCCCUUUGGCACGUUCGUAUUUAGGCGAAUGCCAUUCGGAUUGUGUAACACCCCUGCGACAUUCCAGAGAUGUAUGACGGCGAUAUUUUCCGAUUUCCUUGGCGACAGUCUCGAAGUCUUCAUGGACGAUUUCUCUGUCUUUGGAGAUGAUUUCGACAACUGUCUAACUCACCUGACAAAGAUCCUCGAGGUCUGCGUCAGAAAACGACUGGUAUUGAGUUGGGAGAAAUCCCAUUUUAUGGUGCGAGAGGGAGUAGUGCUCGGGCAUCUCGUCUCGGGCAAAGGUUUGGAGGUUGAUAAGGCCAAGAUUGAGGUCAUUCAAAACCUUCCUCUCCCCACUACAUUACGAGAUUUACGUAGUUUUUUAGGACACGUUGGUUUCUACCGCAGGUUUAUACGAGAUUUUGCUAAAGUUUCCAAACCGCUAACAACUCUUCUUUGCAAGGAUAAAGACUUUUUUAUAGAUAAAGAAGGGGAGCGCGCAUUCGAGAUGUUGAAGCUCGCCUUGAUCGAAGCACCAAUUCUUCAAAAUCCUAAUUGGGACUUGCCUUUCGAGAUCAUGUGCGACGCCUCAGACUAUGCAGUUGGAGCGGUGUUGGGACAACGGAUAGAUAAGAAGCUAACAACUAUAUGGUAUGCGAGUAAGACCCUUGCUGAAGCUCAAAUGAAUUACACGACGACAGAAAAGGAGCUCUUAGCGGUGGUCUACGUGUUAGAGAAGUUCAGGCCUUACAUCUUGGGAAGCAAGAUUUUUAUUUAUACAGAUCAUGCAGCGUUAAAGUACUUAUUUUCCAAGAAGGAGGCGAAGCCAUGAUUGAUACGAUGGGUGCUGCUUCUUCAAGAGUUUGACUUGGAGAUUAGAGAUAAGAAGGGCAGCGAAAACUCGGUGGCGGAUCACCUAUCUCGUCUUCACAUUUCAGGUACGGGAGAUAUUAGUGAUUUUUUUCCUGAUGAACAUCUUCUUGUAGUAUCUAGUCAUGCUCCUUGGUUCGCGCAUAUCGUCAAUUUUCUAGUGACAAGAUCGAUCCCAGAUCAUUGGAACCGACAUCGUAAAGAUAAGUUCUUCCAUGAACUCAAAUAUUAUUAUUGGGAAGAACCACUUUUGUUCCAUGUAGGAUACGAUCAAAUUAUACGGCGAUGCGUAGCGGAAGAAGAACAAGGAAGCAUAUUAUCGAUGUGUCACUCAUCAGCGUAUGGAGGACAUUUUGCCGCGCGAAAGACAGCAGAUAAGAUUUUACAAAGCGGUUUUUAUUGGCCCACCAUCUUCAAGGAUGCCCACCGUUUCUAUACAGAGUGCUUACAAUGCCAGGCAUCAUUAA